AUGCGUCGAGCAGAAGAUACUCCAUCACUCUGGCAAAAUGCCCAAUCCAGAUAUACUGACAUAUCAAAAAGCUUGCAAGAUACUCUACAGUCCCAUAUGUCGAACAUGAAUCAUGCUUCACAACCAGAUUUCUUUGAAAUGUUACACAAAUUGCAUACUACGAUUCCAAACGAAGCUACCAAGGAGAUCUUCGAUCAUGAACAAGCUGCAUCAACCAUGGGCCUCAGACCUGAAGCCACCCAUUUUAUCAAGCUGCCGUUUCUCUCUGGCAAUCGUGAAGAAAGUCUUGAGAAUGUCAUGAUAGGUGAGGGUGCCGCUGAUGUUGCCUUUGCGCUCAAGUCGAAGCGCUUGUCAGACUAUGAAGAUAUCAUCAAGGCUUUUCGAAACUCCUGGGUCGAUGAUAAUCAACUGGGCCAGGAUUCACAAACAGCAGAGAAGAGUGACAAUGGUCAAGAUGUCUUGCAAGAGAGAAGAGACUUUGCCGAAAGAGCAAGCAAACUGAACUAUACUUUAAACCUUGAUGACGAAACACCAAAAUGCAUCUCACAGCUAUGGGAUCUUAAUAGAGUCAAAGAAGGCGAAAAGGAUAUAGCCGAGCGUUGCUUCAUAUCUUACAUCACUUCUACAGCUCCGCUCAACGGUCUAUUCGACAAAGAUAAAAUCAAGUCGUUAUCCGAUGUGGACACGUCUAUGAAAAGGUGUGUCAGAUAUCUCAAAGACGACCCUAUACUGAAAGAACAUUAUGCGACUGUCGUACGUCUGCGACGUGAAAUGAACGUUGGUAUCUCGGAGUACCAGAGAUCAUUUGAAGAAACGAUGACAAGGGUUGGACAAGAAUUACGUAGUGCAUCAAACUUUCUCACGGAUAUUAAAUCCGAGUACGAAUCUUCGAAUGAUAUACGAGUGAAAACCGCCUUGAAGGCUUUUACAGCCAAGUCCGUAUUGGAUGCUAGACAGUUUGACCUGUUCGAACAUAGAGCCAUAAGAAAGGCAAACCAGAAAUCUGGAGUCCAAGAUGAAUCCACAAAAAUGCCAAAGGCAGAAAGAUCUUUCUCUACCGCUAGAGCUCAAUUAUCUCAUUAUGAAGGAUUUGAAGAUUGUCAUAAUUUAGCAGAUCUUGCAGGGAUUUUAGAAGAGUUAGAUACCAUCGAUGAUUAUGAAAUCCAAUCUCAAUUCGACGAAACACAACAAGGUGAGCUAGAUUCUCGAGACGUUUCGAGUAUAUUAGUAUGUUGCUAA
Messenger RNA from Kwoniella shivajii, 1239 nucleotides. RefSeq lists its product as uncharacterized. Bases 1 to 1239 code for a protein of 412 amino acids. NCBI's taxonomy places the organism in Eukaryota, Fungi, Basidiomycota, Tremellomycetes, Tremellales, Cryptococcaceae. The transcript has a single exon. The record is from RefSeq and is a predicted model, not a curated record.